Messenger RNA from Giardia duodenalis, 873 nucleotides. Its product is annotated as Diphthine synthase. NCBI's taxonomy places the organism in Eukaryota, Fornicata, Diplomonadida, Hexamitidae. Gene Ontology annotation, molecular function: diphthine synthase activity. The record is from RefSeq and is a predicted model, not a curated record. Gene Ontology annotation, biological process: protein histidyl modification to diphthamide. The transcript has a single exon. Bases 1 to 873 code for a protein of 290 amino acids.
AUGCUAUACAUGAUAGGACUAGGCUUUAUGCCGGAGGACAUUUCUGUAAGGGCUCUCCGUGCUGUGCGAAGCUGCACUAGGGUCUAUCUAGAUACAUACACAAGCGUAAUUAUUAGUUACGAGGAUAUGCGACAUCUUAUGGAGAAUGUAUUGCAGCGGACAGAUCUAAUACAAUGUGAUCGGAAAGCCGUCGAGCAAGAAGAGGAUAAGAUCAUUGCCGAUGCCCUGCAAUACAACGUCGCUUUUUUGGUCGCCGGAGACGUUUUUUGUGCCACUACACACACCAACCUCUACCUGAAAGCUGUUCAGCAAAAGGUUUCUGUGGUUGUAAUGCACAAUGCAAGCAUUAUGACUGCUGUGUCUUGUACAGGUCUGGAGAUGUAUCGUUUUGGCAGAACCGUUUCCAUUCCCAUCUUCACUUCUACCUGGCGACCAUCUAGUUUUAUGGACUAUUAUCUUGAGAAUGCUCGUCUCAAUCUUCAUACAUUAGUAUUGUUGCAGAUGAGCACUAGAGAGCUCGAUAUGGAUCUCUAUUGCAACAAGGGCCUUGAGCGAUACAGCGAUCCGUACUACUUACUUCCUAAUCAAGCUGCACGCCAAAUCCUCUCCCUUGUUGAUGAGCAUCCCGAUGCCUAUAAGCAAGUCUCUGAUAAGACCCUUGUUGUAGUCUGCUGCCGCGUGGGUACAGACACCCAGUUCAUUGAGUUGACCACGCUCGGUAGGUGUGCAUCGCAAGCCGAUGAGUACUAUGGCAAGCCGAUGUAUGCGCUAGUCGUACCAAGUCCAUCUAUAGCGGAGCAAGAAUCUCGCAUGCUAGAGCUGUUUACAGAGGAUGCUAGUGUCAAGAACACGCUCAAGGAGGUUACUCGUUAA